AUGAUGUCCCUUUCGCAUCUCGUUGUCGCCACGUUCCUCUGCUUUUCCCUCGUCCAUGGCCACUACAUAUUUCAAACGCUGACCAUCGACGGCCAAAAGUCGCAGCCCAACCAGUAUGUGCGAAAGAACACAAACAACAAUUCGCCUGUCACCGAUCUUUCGUCCCCCGACCUUCGCUGCAACGUCGGCGGUGCCACGGGCGGCUCGACCCAAACCGCGGACGUUCGCGCAGGUGCGACCCUCGGCUUCGUCGCCGACCAAGCCGUGUACCAUCAAGGACCCGUAACCUUUUACAUGACCAAGGUCCCGAGUGCCAGCGCCGCGGACGGGAGCACGCCGUGGUUCAAGAUCGCGGAGAUCGGGCCCAAGUUUUCGGGAAAUUCGGCACAAUGGGAGCUCAGUCAGAGCUAUAGCGCGAAGAUCCCCUCGUGCCUUCCCGCGGGCGAAUAUUUGCUCCGGGUCGAGCAGCUGGCCUUGCACAACCCGGGUGCGCCGCCGCAAUUCUACAUCGGAUGUGGGCAGAUCAAGGUGACUGGCGGCGGAAAUGCGACACCAGGGCCAUUGACACCGAUCCCGGGCCAUGUGAAGGCGUCCGAUCCCGGAUACACCGUCAAUAUUUAUAAUAACUUCGCCUCUUACACCGUGCCGGGGCCGAAGGUAUUCCAGUGUUGA
Eremomyces bilateralis CBS 781.70 is the source of this 672-nucleotide messenger RNA. Its product is annotated as glycoside hydrolase family 61 protein. The record is from RefSeq and is a predicted model, not a curated record. The transcript has 4 exons. The coding region runs from base 1 to 672 and encodes 223 amino acids. Lineage: Eukaryota; Fungi; Ascomycota; Dothideomycetes; Eremomycetales; Eremomycetaceae.